Molecule: messenger RNA, 1911 nt
Organism: Diaporthe batatas
Lineage: Eukaryota; Fungi; Ascomycota; Sordariomycetes; Diaporthales; Diaporthaceae
Exons: 3
Coding region: 1-1911 (636 amino acids)
Source: RefSeq, a predicted model, not a curated record
AUGGCAGGACUCGAAUCUUCAUUACAAGAUCUCACAUUUCCGACACCUGAAAAUACUGUGGGUCAGAACACAAGGCAGAUUAGUCGUCCUCACUACCCCGAUCAGACCAGGGAUCCAACACCUUCCAUACCAUCAGAUAUAUCUGGUAGGGUUCAAUGCUCGAUUGGUGAUCAAGGCACGCGGUACAGUGUAUCAUCCCGAUCUUCGGCGCGACAACAGCUGCGCAGCUCGGGGUCGGCAUCCUUCGUGAGCCAUGGGAGCCAAAGCCGCGACUCGUUGCCACUGCCACCCUGUGGAGAGACCUCUGCUCCCCUCCACUCCUGCCGCAAAGGGUGGUGGAAGGAGCUGCUUUGUGGGUUAUUGAGCGUGGCAUUCCUAUUCAGUGUCAUCAUCACGCUGAGCAAUAUAAACGGAUUGCUACUCUCUUCGUGGACGUCUCGAAUUGCCCUUCAACCAAAUACUGUGAUUUCCGCCUUGUCCACAUUGGGCAAGGCGGCAAUGAUGCUGCCCGUGGGUGAAAGUAUCAGUCAGUUGAAAUGGUUACAUGCAGUAAGAAAAACAGCAAGACCAGAGCACAUGCAAACCUUCGACGAUGCUAGUCGUGGGCCAUUAGGCUCUGCAGCCUUCUUUUGGGCAGGGAGAAAGUACGGCUCCUUGGGCUUUCUGACCUACGUUGGUUGCGCUCUCACAAUCGCUGCGGUGGCGCUUGAUCCGUUUGCUCAGCAGAUCAUCUCUUUUCCGUCCAGGCAAACGGAGGUAGCUGGAAAUGCGUACGUGAAGAGGUCUCAGGUGUAUGACUAUGGUUGGCAGGGCGCAUACGAUCCAGAGAUCACACGUGACCCACUGCUGUCCCAGGCAGCCAUUUCCGGCGUGUUCGACCAAGUGUAUUCCCCUCCCUUUUCUUGCUCGGUAUCGAACUGCAGUUUCCCAGACCUCACUACGCUAGGAAUCUGCUCACACUGCACCGACGUCACGAAUGAUACGUCGAGGUCUUGCGAGCAGUAUGUAUCGGCAACACCGCUUUGGGGCCCUUCACAUCGUUGCAAUUUCACGACUCCAUCCGGCUUCGAGCUGGGUGCCUUGGACGCCAUCAUCCAGUCCGGGGUGAGUUCCAAUACGAAGGUAAACACAAGCCUCAGCAUGGCAGACUCGACUGUCAACACGACUACCGUCAUGCAUCUUGGCCUUGUCUUGUUCAGCCAGACCCAGUGGGGUGCUGACCACGGAUACGAUCCACAAUGGAUGAACGCUCUGCAGGCAUAUGAGUGCAAGUUUUCGCUCUGUGCACAUCGUUUGUCUGAAUGGGCCAUAAUCAACGGCACUCUGCAGCCUGGCAAGAGGACCAUGUUCCCGUUCACCCUGGUCUCAGCAGAGGAUGACAAAUACGGCGGACAUUCAACGCUUUCAGUCCCAGAUGGCAACGAUUUCCCUGGGAAUAAUACCUUUGUUACAAACUUCAUAGACCAAAGGGACAUUUUCAACGCGCUCUUCAACGUUUUGGCUGCAUCGACUCCGAGGAGCGGGCUUGAGUUUGGUAUGACUGUCGAAAAUGCAUUACUCCAGGUCCUGUAUACCAGACCGAAUGUCACGGAGACUCUGCAGAACAUGGCCACCGGAAUAUCGAAUCUGAUGAUGUCUGGUCCCAAUUCGGAGGUUGUCAACGGGACAGCCUAUAUUGACGAGACCUACAUCCAAAUCAAUUGGCCGUGGCUAACUCUAUCCGUUGUUCUUGAAGCAAUGAUGGGCGCAUUGCUGGCUACUACGGUCUACCACACGCACAGAACCGGUCAAAACAUUUGGAAAUCGUCUCUAAUGCCCUUGAUUGAAGGUGAUUACUUGCGCUACACGGGCAAGGUUACGACAAUUCUUACGGCGGCGGAUUCCGACCGGGACAGUCUGGAGAUGGCAUGA